AUGCGGAAAGAACUAUUGGCCGUAGUAACUGCAGUAAAACACUGGAGACCGUACAUCCUGGGGCACAAAGUCUUGUUAAGAACAGACAAUGCAGCAGUCAGCUGGAUGAAGAGUCUAAAGAACCCAACUGGCCAGGUUGCUCGGUGGCUCGAGGCAAUCGAGUGUUUCGAACUCGAAGUUCAACACCGACCAGGACGCCUCCAUACCAACUGCGAUGCUUUGUCUCGUGUGCCAUGCAAAGUUUGUGCUCGGCAAGAAGCACAGUCUGAGCUCCAUUCAUGUAACAGCUCAGACCCAACAUGCAUGGUUGCCAGCAAGAAAAGCACCGAACAAGCAUCCAGUAGCAAAGCUGAUAAUGACCAGACAACUGCUACAGAUUGGGAACCAGAUAUGCUCCGUCAAAAGCAACUAUUAGACCCUGAUAUCAUGCCCAUCCUUAGUAGUGUUGAGUCAGGCAUAAAGCCAGACUGGGCGGAUAUCACUGCACUCUCCAGCAAAGGAAAAACGCUUUGGCGCCAGUGGGAAAGACUUAAAAUUGUUUCUGGGGUUCUUUACCCGUUGAAAGAUGACCUUCAAAAGUACAUCCACCAAUGUGAUGUGUGUGCUUCUCGGAAACCAGCACCCAAGGUCAGGGCUCCACUGGGGCAAAAUCCAGUAUACAACGCAAUGGAGAAGGUCUGCGUGGAUGUUACUGGACCACUUCCUGAAACCAAAGAUGGUUUUAAGUAUAUCCUAGUAAUAAGUGAUUGGUUCACAAAAUGGGUAGAGGCUGUGCCAAUUAAAGACCAGUCUGCCAAAACAGUGGCCAUGGCAUUGGUGGACAACUUCAUUGUGCGGUCUUCACCUCACGCCAGCACUGGGCUCACACCAAACAAAAUGGUUUUUGGAAAAGAGGUCCUGUUGCCCAUGGCUGUUGUCAUCGGCACACCGGAAGAAGAAUCAACUUCCCAAGAAGACACACAUGAAUAUUUAAGACGGCCAUCGUGGUUCAAGGAGAAAAUAUUACUUGAGGAAGUGUAUAAUUCCAUCAGAUGA
Molecule: messenger RNA, 1035 nt
Organism: Dreissena polymorpha
Lineage: Eukaryota; Metazoa; Mollusca; Bivalvia; Myida; Dreissenidae
Exons: 4
Coding region: 1-1035 (344 amino acids)
Biological process (GO): DNA integration
Molecular function (GO): nucleic acid binding
Source: RefSeq, a predicted model, not a curated record